AUGGCUUUAACGACCUUUACAAGGCGGGCGGCACCGACUGUCAGUGUCAGUCAGCGUUGGGGCAACAUCAACAGCAGCAGCAGCGGCAGCAGCAGCGGCAGCAACUUUGCUUGCCACAAAGCUAAUCAAAAAGAGUUGCAGCAGCAGAAAGAGUCGCAGAUCAUUCCCGCCCAACGCCUAUUCACGUUGUUGCUGCUGCUGACGACAACGUUGCUGCAGGCGCGACGCAUCUCCAGUCGACGGCUCGUCAUCCACGUGCCCGUCAAAGUGAAGACGCAUCAUCACACGCACACCGUCUACAAGAUGUUGCACGGCUCGGGCGGUGGCGGUGGCAUCAAGCAGACUGUCUACAAGGUGGUGGGCUUUGAUGAAGGUAGUGCUGGCAAGGCACACGGCAGUCGCAGUUACGGUCACGGGCCCAGUCACAGUUACGGUCACAGUCACGGCAUGGAUCAUGGCGAGAUCACGUAUGAGGAUAAGCAUGGCUGUGAGAGUGGCAAGCUGAUGCCGUCACAUCGGGACAUGCUAUUCAAUCAUUAUGCUCGCCACGACCAGGAGGAAUCGGAGGCGACGGACUAUGCCGAGGAGCGGGAUGAGUUCAUUGAUGUGAGGGAUGCCUGGUUGUGAAUAAAGUCGUGUG
Drosophila innubila is the source of this 640-nucleotide messenger RNA. RefSeq lists its product as uncharacterized. The transcript has 2 exons. Bases 1 to 627 code for a protein of 208 amino acids. NCBI's taxonomy places the organism in Eukaryota, Metazoa, Arthropoda, Insecta, Diptera, Drosophilidae. The record is from RefSeq and is a predicted model, not a curated record.